Acaulospora colombiana is the source of this 324-nucleotide messenger RNA. Lineage: Eukaryota; Fungi; Glomeromycota; Glomeromycetes; Diversisporales; Acaulosporaceae. The record is from the annotation of a GenBank genome assembly.
AUGCAAAAAAGGACCGCGGAUGAGGGCGGCGUCAAAGGUGUCCAACAAAGCGAACCACAGGUUGCCCGCCUUUCGUUGUCCUUUGAUGUCCGAGAUGAUAAACUCAAUUGGUUAGCAAAGCAGAAGGAAAGCACUGGUGUGUUCAGAAAUGCCUCAGGAAAUGAACUGCAGUCAUUCAAAUUUGAUAUUGUAUUUCAUGUGGUUGCUCUUGAGGCCACCUUCCAUGCGUUCUCUGACUCUGGCGUCUCGUUCGUUGCCGUGUUUAAGAACGCCGCGGACAUUUAUUGCUCGUUUCACCGGGCAAGAGCGGGCAGGUUGCGAUAA